CGAUGAAACUAUUACUACCCUUACUUAACACCACAGGGAAAAAAAUGUGGAAUCAGUGAUGACACAAACCCUCCUGGAAACCAAGAUGCACCAAAGUCAGGGCGACAUAAGUUUAAAUGUUACCGAAUCUUCUAUGAAUUCAUAUAAUGCCAGUGUGUCUCCAUAUAAGAUGACUGUCUAUAAAAUGUCCAGAAACUUAACCGAAAGCGUUCCGGGAAUUUUCUCUUCCCAAAAUCUUACAGAUAAUUUAACAGGACUCCUGAUGUGGAAUGAAGCAGAUUUUUUUUGGGACGAUUCUUGGUUAACCGAUGCGAAUAAUGCAAGCAACUUAACCGAUAGUGGGAUUCUUUACAAUUUCAGCGAUUUUGACAAAGUGAACAUGACCAUGCCUGGUUAUUGGUUUUGCGCUCAAUGGACUGCGGCACAACAAGACUUAUUUCAAACAGCGCACAUUUUUGUUGCUAUGGCUUUCUUGGUACCACAUAGUUUCAAAAGUAGUAUUAUUAUUGUCAGAGCACUGUUAGCGCUAGGAUUUCUCAUUUCGGCUCUAUGGGCUGGGAGCGAUAUUUGUGCUCCUGAUGUGAUGAUUUGGAAUUUUACUUUGAUGCUUGUGAACGUUGUCCAUGGAGUAUUACUAAUUAUACGGAUAAUACCGCCAACAAUGUCAGUAGAGUUAGCUGAUUUGUAUCUACGCCUCUUUAAGCCAUUGAGAGUGUCCAAGAAACAUUUCUCUGAGUUAACACGCGAUGCCCGUAUUUUGCUUCUAGAAGCGGGCGAACCUUAUGCUUUAGAAGAAGUUAGUCCUGCGGAUGAGCGUCUGUCAAUACUACUACGUGGGAAAUUAAAAGUUUCAUGUGAUGGAACGCAUUUGCAUUAUAUUAAUCCUCAUCAGUUUAUAGAUUCUCCAGAAUGGGAAGCCAAUCAUGAACAUAGUGAUGAUGUAUUUCAAGUAUCAAUAAUGGCAGAAGAAGACUGCUAUUAUUUAUGCUGGCCAAGAAUGAAAUUAGAAAGGGUUCUUCGCCACAGACCAUCUUUGAAAGUUGUCUUGGAUAGCAUCAUAGGUAAAGAUAUUACAGGAAAGUUGUAUUCGCUAAAUGAGCAUCUUUGUUUACGCAAUUCCAAAGGAUUAACAGCCACAAAAAAUGGUGACCCUUUUCCAAAUGCUACUUUGUUUCGUAGUAUAUCUGUAGACGCUGUCUAUACAGGAACACGCGGCAGAGUACGUUCUGAUGAUUGGAAAGCUCAAGAACGUAGAGACUCUUUUCCUACAUCACACAAAUCUUCCUCCGAAAGACAUUGGUUUCCAUAUGUUGCACGUCAUUUUCCUGAACAUUUUCCAUUUCCGCAAUCGCGACCUCCAACCGCAUUGCCGCCUUAUCCUGCUGCUACACCGCCUCCAUAUGUUACUACUUCGCCGCCAGUGAUACAUCAAAGCUCGGAUAAAAUGUUGGUGCCAAUUCUUUCGCCGCCACCUCCAGCAGCUCCACGGCCCAUGCGUAGAGUGCGAGAAGUUAAAUUUGCCGAACCAAAGGAUGUAAAAGCUCUCCGAAGAUCUGAGCAGCCUGUAUGACCUGGGGCAAGCUGGCGCAUUCGCGAGGAAUCGGAGAGCUCCGAAGAAGACUCGAUGUAGACAUCGCGCGUCAGCUUCAAACCGGAUUAGCCGGAUAAUAUAACUAUUAAAUGUAAUAAAUAAUUUUAACCCUUGUGGACUCA
Messenger RNA from Ctenocephalides felis (cat flea), 1713 nucleotides. RefSeq names its product blood vessel epicardial substance-like. The coding region runs from base 59 to 1570 and encodes 503 amino acids. The record is from RefSeq and is a predicted model, not a curated record. Gene Ontology annotation, cellular component: sarcolemma. The transcript is spliced from 9 exons. NCBI's taxonomy places the organism in Eukaryota, Metazoa, Arthropoda, Insecta, Siphonaptera, Pulicidae. Gene Ontology annotation, molecular function: cAMP binding.